Onychomys torridus (southern grasshopper mouse) is the source of this 1086-nucleotide messenger RNA. RefSeq names its product solute carrier family 10 member 1 (gene Slc10a1). Gene Ontology annotation, cellular component: membrane. NCBI's taxonomy places the organism in Eukaryota, Metazoa, Chordata, Mammalia, Rodentia, Cricetidae. The coding region runs from base 1 to 1086 and encodes 361 amino acids. The transcript is spliced from 5 exons. Gene Ontology annotation, molecular function: bile acid:sodium symporter activity. Gene Ontology annotation, biological process: bile acid and bile salt transport. The record is from RefSeq and is a predicted model, not a curated record.
AUGGAGAUACACAAUGUAUCAGCCCCCUUCAAUUUCUCGCUGCCACCUGGCUUUGGCCACCGCCCCACAGACAAGGCGCUGAGCAUCAUCUUGGUGUUAAUGCUGCUAUUUGUCAUGUUCUCACUGGGCUGCACCAUGGAGUUCAGCAAGAUCAAGGCUCACCUGUGGAAGCCCAAAGGGGUGAUCAUCGCCAUGUUGUCCCAGUAUGGCAUCAUGCCCCUCACUGCCUUUGUCCUGGGCAAGGUCUUCCGUCUGAAUACAGUUGAGGCACUGGCCAUCCUCAUCUGUGGCUGCUCUCCUGGAGGGAACCUGUCUAACCUCUUCACCUUGGCCAUGAAGGGGGACAUGAACCUCAGCAUUGUGAUGACCACCUGCUCCACCUUCACAGCCUUGGGCAUGAUGCCUCUCCUCUUGUACAUCUACACCAGAGGGACCUAUGAUGGAGAUCUUAAGGACAAGGUGCCCUAUGGGGGCAUUAUGAUAUCACUGGUCAUUGUUCUAAUUCCUUGCAGCAUAGGAAUCUUCCUCAAGACCAAAAGGCCACAAUAUGUCCCCUACAUCAUCAAGGGGGGAAUGAUCACCACUUUCCUCCUCAGCGUGGCUGUCACAGUGCUCUCUGUCAUCAAUGUGGGCAACAGCAUAAUGUUCGCCAUGACACCACCAUUACUGGCCUCCUCCUCCCUGAUGCCUCUCAGUGGCUUCCUGCUGGGCUACGUUCUCUCUGCUGUCUUCCAGCUCAAUCCAAGGUGCAGGCGCACUAUCAGCAUGGAAACAGGAUUCCAAAACGUUCAACUCUGUUCUACCAUCCUCAACUUGACCUUUCCCCCUGAAGUCAUUGGACCACUUUUCUUCUUCCCUCUUCUCUACAUGAUUUUCCAACUUGCAGAAGGAAUUCUCUUCAUUGUUAUCUUCCGGUGCUAUGAGAUAAUCAAGCCUCCCAAGGAAAAAACGCAAGUCAUCUACAAGGCUGCUGCAACUGAAGAUGCUAGUCCAGCUCUGGAAAAAGGCACCCACAAUGGGAAUGUUCCUUCUACACAACCUAGCCCUUCCCCCAAUGGACUGGAUUCUGGUCUGGUGAAAAACUAG